AUGGACAUCUACCACCCACCGAGUAGCAGAUACCAUUGCAUCGAUGGUCAGCCUUCUGAACAGUGCUUACUUCAGCACCUCCUUUCCCCAUCUGCUCUUCCAAACCUUUUGCAAAAGCCCCUCGAUCCUAGCCCCUGGCCUCCAGCCUCCCUGUCCUCCCCCGAACCGCCGUGCGAUCUUCAAUCCAAGUCCGGCUUCAUGACCAACUCUGUUACGGCCUACAACUCAGCUCAAUCCAAGAUCUACGGGCCUAGGAUAUAUGGUUUCCGCGUCAGCAAGCGUGCCCGCAGUGGGCCCCGAAUGCAAUGGCUUCGGAUCCGACCCGGGACCAAAGAACAGCUCCGUCUAGGCCUGGAAUAUCGCGAGCGAGAGCAAGUGGAAGAAAUCGAAGGAUCAUGA
Puccinia triticina is the source of this 399-nucleotide messenger RNA. RefSeq lists its product as uncharacterized. The record is from RefSeq and is a predicted model, not a curated record. The transcript has 3 exons. Bases 1 to 399 code for a protein of 132 amino acids. NCBI's taxonomy places the organism in Eukaryota, Fungi, Basidiomycota, Pucciniomycetes, Pucciniales, Pucciniaceae.